AUGAGCAGCUCUGGGCAGGCCCGCUCAGGGCCUUCUGGGGCUGCUGGAGUCCGGGGUGCGCAGCAGCAGGCACGGGAGCAGCAGCAGCGGAAGCCUGAGCAGCAGCAGCAGCAGCAGAAAGCUGAGGAGCAGCAGCAGCAGCUGGCGACGCGCGCAAAGGACUUCGCAGACCCCAAAGAUGACUGCAAAGGAGACGCGUCGUGGAUGGCUCCCUUUUUCGGGUCUCCAAGUUCGCUGCGUUUGGCGCUGCACGUUUUUGCCGAGAGGUCAGGGGGGGGCCACUCUGUGAUGGACUGCCGCCUCUUUGGCCGCAACAAAGUCGAAACUUGCAAGUGGAACGGCUGGGGCUACUGCGACACUUACGUGUCCAUGUCGAGCGCCUCAAUGAUUCGCCUUCACGGCUCCCGAUACUCCCUCUGCGGCGUGGACAUGGGCCACUGGCACGAAUUCAUGGAGUCCAUUCCGGGCAUAGAGUUUGCCUUCAGUUCGCCAGCUCAAGACACUCUUGUGAUACCCCCGCAGCGGGUUUACAACGAAGCCUUUAUUAAGGAGCUGCAGCAGCUGGCUCCUGAAAUUGAAGUGGCGAACUCUGAAAAAGAGCGGCUUUUCCAUGGCCACGGACACACCUGCAACGAGAUCUUCGAGUUGAGAUACGGGACUGUGGCGAGGCUGCCCGACGUGGUGUUGUAUCCGAAGGAACACAAGGACGUGGAGGCCAUUGUGGAGUGCGCUUCCCGGCAUAAUGUUUGCUUGAUUCCGUUUGGGGGUGGGACUUCGGUGACUUUGGGGGUGGCAGUGCCUGUGUCUGAAAGCCGCAUGGUGGCGACAGUGUCUUUGGCUUUUAUGCAACGAAUUCUUUUUCUUGACAAAGACGCUUUGCUCAUGUGGGUAGAGGCGGGGGCCGUGGGCGCUUCCCUCGAAGAAAGGCUCCGCAGGCACGGGGUCACUCUGGGCCACGAGCCCGACAGCAUGGAGUUCAGCACUGUGGGCGGCUGGGUGGCCACCAGGGCCUCAGGCAUGAAAAAGAACCGCUAUGGCAACAUAGAGGACAUGGUGGUGGACGUGGUGGUAGUCACCUCGAAGGGCAGUUUAAACCAGCAGCAAUCCGCGCCUCGGGUUUCCUCGGGCCCUUCUCUGCAGCAGCUGAUGUUGGGUAGUGAAGGGACUUUAGGCAUUAUCACGCAGGUGCUGCUGAAGGUCAAGUUGCUGCCCGAGCCAGCCAGUAUUCGUCUGAUGGACAAGACGCAGACGCAGUGCGGCUCCCUUUUCAGGGUGUCACCCCCAGGGGGUCCCCCGUUGAAGGAGCUGUUGGCCGACCGCCUCAAGAAAUUUUACCUGAACAAGAUCAAGGGGUGGAAGGAAGAAGACCUGUGCGGCUGCACUCUCGUUUUCGAGGGCACCACAGAGGAAGUAAAUACACAGCGAAGCAACAUAUAUAAAGCUGCGAAACUUUACGGAGCCCUUCCGGCCGGGAGCAGCAACGGGGAGAGAGGAUACCAAAUGACUUUCUUAAUUGCAUAUUUGAGGGACUUCAUCAUGGAACAUCACUGGAUUGUUGAAUCUUUCGAGGCCUCCAUGGCGUGGCCAGUGGUGUUGGUUUGCUACCAGAGGGUUAAGGAUAGAAUAAAAAGUGACUGUUCCCGCCUCGGCAUUAAAUACCCGCCUUUGGUUAUGGUGCGACUCACACAAGUUUACGACGGAGGCGCCGUUUUGUACUUUUAUUUUGGCUUCAACUGGGCAGGGCUCAGGGAACCCAUAAAGGUCUUCAGUGAAGUCGAACACAAUGCGCGCCAAGUCAUUCUGGACUGCAAAGGAUCGAUUUCUCACCACCAUGGUGUUGGGAAGCUGAGGAAAGAGUUCAUGGCCAAAGCAGUCGGCAAAACCGGGAUGGAACUCCUGCGCGCCACCAAGGGCGCCGUCGACCCGCAGAACAUUUUCGGCAACGGCAAUAUGAUCUAA
Messenger RNA from Eimeria necatrix, 1959 nucleotides. Its product is annotated as D-lactate dehydrogenase, related. The record is from RefSeq and is a predicted model, not a curated record. Gene Ontology annotation, biological process: lipid biosynthetic process. Gene Ontology annotation, molecular function: FAD binding; alkylglycerone-phosphate synthase activity. The transcript is spliced from 10 exons. The coding region runs from base 1 to 1959 and encodes 652 amino acids. Lineage: Eukaryota; Apicomplexa; Conoidasida; Eucoccidiorida; Eimeriidae.